Thrips palmi is the source of this 1908-nucleotide messenger RNA. RefSeq lists its product as uncharacterized. The record is from RefSeq and is a predicted model, not a curated record. Gene Ontology annotation, molecular function: protein binding. NCBI's taxonomy places the organism in Eukaryota, Metazoa, Arthropoda, Insecta, Thysanoptera, Thripidae. The transcript has 7 exons. Bases 416 to 1702 code for a protein of 428 amino acids.
ACUUGCGCUGUGCAGCGUCCGACCCUGGCGGUGUUCACGUGAUUGCUGACCACUGCGGCAGGGACGUACCGGCUGACCGGGCUGCGUAUAGUGGAACCGCCGAGAGAGGAGUAGGGCUGCCCAUAAGAAACAGGCAGAAAGGCCUACUAAACUCACGGGAGGAGGAGAAUAGCACGGACGGAGCAGUGCGUGGCGGUUGCGGUGGUGCAGCGGCUCGACCGUGAAGUGGAGGGGGAAGCCGGGGGGAAGCGCUCGCCGCCGCCACCGCUGCCGGGGAGGGGGAGGUAGUCGGCCGGUCGUCUCCAGGCUGGCAGGGGCAAGACGCGCUGUCCGAGGGUGCCGUGUUGAGUCGCUGUCGCUUUGUGAGUCCCAAACGCGAGCCUGAGGAAGCUUGUUCCAGCAGUGGACACGCGUCAUGGACACGCUCCAGGAUGAAAUGCUGCACUGCAUCCUGUCCCGCGUUCCGGCGAGUGACCUGCUAGCGCUGCGCCUGGUGUGCCGGCGCUGGAGCCGGGUCAUCUUGGCGAGGCCUGUGUGGCAGGGCCGCCACCUCAUCGCCCGGAACUACGCGUACCAGGGCAUGCCGCCGGACUGGAUCAACACCGGGCUGCUCUGCGCGAUAGUCCGCCUCGUCCCGGCGCUGCGAAGGCUGUCCCUCAUAGUGCAGCCGGGCUCCCUGGCCGGGUUGCCUGCCGCCCGAGCUUUGGCCCGGGGAACCUGCCAGGUUCAAUCGCUGGAGCUGUCUGUGCAGUUGCUGUCAAAACGAGGGUCUUCCCUGAACCACGGAGCCAUGGCUGCAUUGCGCAGGAUGCUGCAGGGGUUGUGUCUUGUAGAGCUCAAGCUAGACAUCUACGUCUCCGACGAAGCAAACCACACCUACGCGGCUCAACGCGUCGUUUCGAAAAAAAUGAGGCAGAUCUUGGGCUGGGUUAGCAUGCUGCCAGUGGCCAAGCUGAAGUUCUCGUUCAACUGCGGGCGCUCCCAAAGGUCCCAGUACUGGAACAACCACUCCCAUGACGACUGCGUCAGUGGCGAGCUGACGGGGCUGACAGCAUUGCGAGAGCUGCACAUUGUCAACUGCUUCUGCUGCGGUGCGGGCUUGAGCUCCACGCGCAGCCUCCUUGCGCGGAACACUCUGCAGAGUCUGCGUGCCGACGGAGACAUUAGUCCAGUGUUGAGUGAUCUGCCAAGAAACCUCAGGGAGCUGCACAUCCCCACUACCAGGGACUGGGGAUUUCUUCGUCAGUGUGAGAACUUGGACGUUCUUACCGUGUUUGCACGAGGGCACAGUGAUGACAGCCUGGACAGCUUGGGCCGGCUGCUGAGCCUGCAGGGACUCCCGCGGGAGGUGCGAGUCGUCGUGAGCGGCUGCGGCGUCGCCAAACUGUUGGUGCGCGCGACCUUCCUGGGGCAAGUGCGGCUCCUGGAGCUGGAGCACUGCCACUACGAGAACCACGCGCACUGGAUCCAGCUGCUGCAGAGGCUGGUCGCGGUGACGGACCUCCGGCUGGGCCCAACGUUCGAGCCGCUGCUGCCCGCCGCGCUGUUCUGGUGGCCCGAGGACGCGGUCCCGAGGCUGGCGUCGCUGACCAUCCCCUGCGGGACAUGGCGGCACUGGCAGCAUGACGUCAGCCACGUCCGGGCGGUCGUGGGCCGCCUCAAGACAAGCCGGCCGCGGUUGGUGCUCAAGACCUACAAUUAGUGAAAAACUCCAGCGACUCCGAGUGCAGGCGGCGUGGAGCGCGAUCGUUUCGUCUUAGCGUGUUGACACCAUGGGACUUAAUUUGUAUGUAACCAUGUUUUAGAAAGAUUUGUGUGUUUUGUUUUUAUGCUUGUUUGUGAGCCUUGUUAGACUAUCGUGUUCUGUUGAUUAAAAAAAGAACGAGACAACACGAAUCAAAAGAAGCA